AUUUUGCCGCGUUUCUUUUUAACUGUGCUGUAGUGGGGUGGUUUAAGGAGACGCACAUUGUAUCGGCAAACAUAUCACAUCGUUGAGAAAGGAGUGCUGUACGACCGAAACGUAAAGACACCUGUGACCAUGCAUGCGAGUAUACAGAGGGACUCCUGUACCGACUGGUUCGUCGAUCCGAAAAACAGUAUGGACAGAUAUAGCUCGCUCCUCCGCGAGAAGCAGACGGCAACCGACAACUAUCUAAGCAACGCCAUGGCGAGCAGCAACGCGGUGACAUCGGACCAGGGAAGCGUUUUCCCGUGCAGAUACCCCCAGUACUAUAACAACAUGGACACAACGAACGCAAACUACAAUGACACUUUGCCUAGCUGGAAUUCGUAUGAUUUUAACCAAAGUCGGCAAUGUCUGAACACUUUUCAAUCGCCGCCGAUUUUUAACGGUGGAGGAGCGAUAUCACAACACACAUACGGUAUUAACCCGACAAAUUAUGGAGCCCAUCCAGCAUCCAACUACACGGGGAACGUACCAGGUGUCACUGACGUGUCGAAUUGCAGUUGGCUGACAACAUUCACCACGACACCCCGGCGAACCAAACGGAAACCCUACACCAAAAUGCAAAUAUUCGAGUUAGAACAAGCCUUUCAAAACAACAUGUACCUUACAAGAGAGCGACGAACGAAGCUAUCGCAACAACUCAGUUUGUCAGAGAGACAAAUAAAAAUAUGGUUCCAAAACAGGCGAAUGAAAUUGAAGAAGAUGACUGAACGAGAGAAACUUGAAGAAAAAGAAUUGCGAGAGCAUCAGGCGCUUUGAAAACAGACAGCGUCAGACAAUCAGACUUACCAUAUUCCAAAAUGGCGGAUGUAUCUGAGGUGUCAUUUUAUAAAGAAUAUACUGUUGAAAACGGACAAUAUCUGACUCUAUCAACAAGUGCCCAGAACGGGACUGACACUUUGAGCUCCGUCAUAAAAAAAAAAGUUCGAAGUAGACGUUUCCAUAACUCUCGCGAAAAUAUUUGUAAAUACAAAUUAACCAUUUAUGUAAUUUACCAGCAAUUCUGUGUUUCUAUUUAAAUUAUUUAAAAUAUUCAAGUAUAAGUACUGUUCACUACAACUGUAGUUUAUUAGACAAUAAUGACCGCUACAUGUAUCAGGGAAUCAGAACAGGUCAUUCGCGUUACGGAAUCCCGCGAGAUAUCACCAUUCACACACGAGAGCAGACAGUGACGUUAUUGCAUCCAUCCUUUGUUUCCGUAACUGACUCGCCAUAAUAAUACCUCGAACUUUUUCACAUUUUCAAUUGAAGCUUCUUUUUUAAUGUUUUCGUUAUUAUUUAUCAGUAUUUUUUGUUAAGAUCUACGACCAUUCGGAGAUGGUGAUUUUUCGUUUUAGGUAAAAAAAAAAAAAAAA
This is a messenger RNA of Saccoglossus kowalevskii, 1412 nucleotides long. It is a transcript of the gene hox11/13b, whose product is annotated as homeobox 11/13b. NCBI's taxonomy places the organism in Eukaryota, Metazoa, Hemichordata, Enteropneusta, Harrimaniidae. Gene Ontology annotation, molecular function: DNA-binding transcription factor activity, RNA polymerase II-specific; DNA binding. The record is from RefSeq and is marked provisional. Gene Ontology annotation, biological process: regulation of DNA-templated transcription.